This is a messenger RNA of Anoplopoma fimbria (sablefish), 1176 nucleotides long. RefSeq names its product zinc finger protein 235-like. NCBI's taxonomy places the organism in Eukaryota, Metazoa, Chordata, Actinopteri, Perciformes, Anoplopomatidae. Gene Ontology annotation, biological process: regulation of transcription by RNA polymerase II. The transcript is spliced from 3 exons. The coding region runs from base 1 to 1176 and encodes 391 amino acids. The record is from RefSeq and is a predicted model, not a curated record. Gene Ontology annotation, molecular function: DNA-binding transcription factor activity; RNA polymerase II cis-regulatory region sequence-specific DNA binding.
AUGGCCAACUCGACGCUUCAGUCGUUCAAUGUCUUUCUAACGGAACGAUUGACCGCAGCUGCAGUGGACAUCUACGGCUUCGUUGAGAAGACCAUAAUAGACUACCAGGAGGAGGUGUACCAAACUAAACUGGAGAACCAGAGGUUGCAGCGGCUGUUGGAUCUGGUCUACAAACCAGAGAUCAGGCUGCACCGGGCAGAUUCAAGGCAGAUCGAUUUGCCCUCAUCAACACAGGAGGUUUGUGCUCAGGAGCAGCAGAUACAGAAGGAAUGUAUACCCAGUGAGGCCAAGGAGGAGCCAGUCAUCCUGCCCAUUAAAGAGGAACUGACUGAAUUUAGGACCAGGUCUGUUGAGACACCUGUACGUCCUGCAUACAGUUACAGACACACCAACUCAGAUUGUCACAAUGCACCGACAUCGGUGGAGGGGAUUGCCCCUAAACAGCAGGAGUGGAGCCCAGGUGUGUGCCAGGACCAGCCAGGACCUUCCCAGAUUGAAGAGGAGCAUGAAGAGAAGAAGGAGGAACUGUGGAUCAACGGGAUAGAGGAGCAACCCUCAGCAGAGGACAGCGAUGACGGGGAUGCCUUGACGAAAGAGCUCAUCAAAACAGUGCAGCAGUUAGAAGACUGUAGAGCGGCAGAGGAGAGCAGAGAGCCAAAGCAAACCCUUGAAGAGGAUCCAGAAAACUCUCAAGAUAAGACCAGUACCACCUUGUAUCGCUGCCACAUAUGCAACUACAUUUUCACCCAAAAAAACGUGCUUACGUGGCACCUCAAGACGCACGAAAGCAAGUCACAUGACGGCAGGGGAAACUUUGACUGUCACAUAUGUGGCAAACACAUACCCUGUCAGAGCAAUCUGCAGAACCACAUGAGAGUCCACACCGGAGAGAGACCCUACAGCUGCCAUUUCUGUGGCAAGUGUUUUAAACUGAAAGGACACAUGACAGAACAUAUAAGAACUCACACAGGAGAGAAGCCUUUCAGCUGUCACGUCUGUGGCAAGUCUUUCAACAGGGGUUCAACUCUGAGGAAACACGUUUUAGCCAAACAUAAGGAGGAGAGGCCAUACAAAUGUGGGGACUGUGAAGAGUUAUUCACUGAAAGGCUGCUGAUGAAGAGGCACAUGCGAAAAGUUCACGGAGUAAAACUGUCCACAAGUCAAAGUCCUGCCUAG